CGUCAGAAACCCGCAGCAGAUCCGCACAGUAACCUCGCUCACCUCAUCCAUCCACGAAGCGAAAAAAAAUACAAGAAAACAAAAAAAAAGAACCCGAUAUCAAGUCGAUCACCAGAACGCAAAUAUGCAACUCUCCUUCACCGUCGCUACACUCGUCUUCUUCGGCACCACUGCGCUGGCAGCAACAGCCGACGUCAUGGGCUGGACCGAGCGCGACUGCCGCGGCGAAUCGAUCGGCUGCAUCGGACUGAACGAGAACCAAUGCUGCAAUUUCGGCAAAGCACUAAACGCGAUCGCCUGGAACCUGCCGGCGGACACGCACGGCCGAGGAUUCGCUGGCGAGGCCUGUGGCGGACAGCAGAGUGCGCCCGUUAUGGGCGAGCAGUCGAAUGCGUGCUACAACUAUGCGGAACCGCUCAGGUCGGCGAGGUCAAUAGCCGGCUCUCCGCUCAGUAAGCGGUGGGCUGGGAGGAUCAAGAGGGACGGCGAGGAUUGUGCCACGCCGAACCAGUACGCGUACUACGGCGACGAUGGCAAACUGGUGACGAAGAAGAUUACCCCGGAAAAUGCGGUCGAGGUCUUUGGCUGGAUAGAAAAGGGUCAGACGGACAAGCUGCACACGUUGGAAGCGUUCUAGGUGCUGGUUGGAGGUGUUCUUAGUUGGAAUUGUUCCUGGUUUCAAGCGUUCUUUGGUUGGAAGCGUUCUAGGUGCUAGUCGGUCAUGUAUGUACGAUGAGUUGGAUGUGUAAUGUGAAUGAACUGCUAUUCUGAUACCCACUCUUCGCUCGUUCUCAUUGCCAGUCACUCGGCCGAGAGCGAUCUUUUUAUGUGUUGAAACUUGAGACUGCUCCAGAAAGUUACAGCAUUGACGGC
Tricharina praecox is the source of this 873-nucleotide messenger RNA. RefSeq lists its product as uncharacterized. Bases 125 to 637 code for a protein of 170 amino acids. The record is from RefSeq and is a predicted model, not a curated record. The transcript has 2 exons. Lineage: Eukaryota; Fungi; Ascomycota; Pezizomycetes; Pezizales; Pyronemataceae.